Messenger RNA from Tripterygium wilfordii, 915 nucleotides. Its product is annotated as 60S ribosomal protein L19-3. Lineage: Eukaryota; Viridiplantae; Streptophyta; Magnoliopsida; Celastrales; Celastraceae. Bases 54 to 686 code for a protein of 210 amino acids. The record is from RefSeq and is a predicted model, not a curated record. Gene Ontology annotation, cellular component: ribosome; cytosolic large ribosomal subunit. Gene Ontology annotation, molecular function: structural constituent of ribosome; RNA binding. Gene Ontology annotation, biological process: translation. The transcript has 5 exons.
AUCUUCUCGGCUGUAGCAGCUGCGAAGAGAGACUGUGAGGGAGAGAGAGAGAUAUGGUGUCGCUCAAGCUACAGAAGCGGCUCGCCGCCAGCGUCCUCAAGUGUGGGAGAGGGAAAGUUUGGCUUGAUCCAAAUGAAGUCAACGAUAUCUCCAUGGCCAACUCCCGUCAGAACGUCAGGAAGUUGGUUAAGGAUGGUUUUAUUAUCAGGAAGCCAACUAAGAUUCAUUCUCGUUCCCGUGCACGCCGCAUGAAGGAGGCCAAGAGAAAGGGACGUCAUUCUGGAUAUGGUAAGCGUAAGGGUACAAGGGAGGCAAGGCUGCCGACGAAAGUUCUAUGGAUGAGAAGGAUGCGUGUUCUAAGGCGCUUGCUUCGCAAGUACAGGGAAUCUAAGAAGAUUGAUAGGCACAUGUACCAUGAUAUGUACAUGAAGGUGAAGGGUAAUGUCUUUAAGAACAAGCGAGUUCUAAUGGAGAGCAUUCACAAGUCCAAGGCUGAGAAGGCAAGAGAGAAGACUUUGUCCGACCAAUUUGAGGCUAAAAGGGCAAAGAAUAAGGCAAGCAGGGAAAGGAAAAUCGCUAGGAGGGAAGAGCGUUUUGCGCAGGGUCUUGGGGGAGACAAACCAGCUGUUGUCCCACCACCAGCUGCAGCUCAACCAACCGAGGUAUCCAAGAAAUCCAAGAAGUGAGGAAGCUGUUAUAAUUUCUGACCUGAGAUUUUCAAGUUGUCCUGUUACUCAUGCAGAUCAGUUUUGUUAAGUCGGUUUCUGUUAUCUUUUUUUGGGACAUUGUUAUUACUCUAUAUUCCGUCACUUUGUGCCCUAGAAUAUCGUACGAAUAUUUUGAUAUUGAGCUUACUUGUGUUGCUCUGCCAUUGCUCUGUUGAAUGCGUUUCAUAUUCUUGAUGUUUGUUUUUCU